Messenger RNA from Spinacia oleracea (spinach), 2031 nucleotides. Its product is annotated as serine/threonine-protein kinase STY13. The transcript is spliced from 6 exons. Gene Ontology annotation, molecular function: ATP binding; protein kinase activity. The coding region runs from base 803 to 1861 and encodes 352 amino acids. Gene Ontology annotation, cellular component: cytoplasm. The record is from RefSeq and is a predicted model, not a curated record. Lineage: Eukaryota; Viridiplantae; Streptophyta; Magnoliopsida; Caryophyllales; Amaranthaceae. Gene Ontology annotation, biological process: protein phosphorylation; signal transduction.
CCAAACAAAGUCCACAAUAGAGUGUGCGUUGCCUACCCCAAUGUUGGGAAAGAUCCUUUUCCAUGUGCAACUUUUCAUUAUUUUUAUACAACUUUGCCUCCCUUCAUCUUCAAUUCUUCACCACUCUUUUUCUUUUUUUACUAUUUCUUUAAUUUAAUCCACUCAAAAACCUCUCUUUUUCCCAUGAUUCUGUCCUUAGAUCCGUGAGUAAGGUUCUGUUAACAUCACGUACAACCCUUUGAACUUUGAUUUUUUUUUUAUAAUCAUCUUUCUACCUAUUAUAAUCACUACUCAUUAUAUACGGAGUACUUCAUUAUCUAGCUUAAUUAUUUAGCUUAUUACACUGUUUUUUUGGGGCUGAGUUCUUAAAAAAAUCCAAUCUUUUUUUGUUUUGAUUGAACUUUGUUUGAUUGGUUCUUCUCUCUCCUUGUUAUGUCCCCCAAAUUGGGGGGUUUUUGACAAUUGGGGCUCGAAUUACAAUAAAUUUUUCUUGGGGUUUGCGCUUUAUAGCUUCUUCUGCUAUCCAUAUCUUGUAAUUUGAGAUGUGGGUUUUGAAUUUGGUAUUAUUGGGAAGCUGCCACCAAAGUAGCAGUAGAAGCAGCAACAGCAGCAGCAGCAAGCUGGGAUUCUGUUUUUGUCAAAGCAAAUGUUUUUUUUUUAUGAUUGUUGUCAUUCUUAUUGAUUGAUCAUUUUGUAUUUUGUUGUUGAUUUUGUUGAUUUGAAGUGAGAUUUUUUUUGGGUUGAUGAGCAGAAUUCUGGGUUUUUUAGCUGAGUGAUUAGUUUGAUUCUUAUUGUGGGGGAAAUGGAUUCUGGAGAUGUGUUUUACUCAGUUGAUGAGUUUAGUUUAGAUUCUAAGUGGUUGGUUGAUCCAAAUCAUCUCUUUGUGGGACCUAAAAUUGGUGAAGGAGCUCAUGCUAAAGUUUAUGAAGGAAAGUACAAGAAUCACAAUGUUGCUAUCAAGAUUGUUCAUAGAGGAGAUACACCAGAGGAGAUUGUCAAGAGAGAAGGGCGGUUUGCGAGAGAAGUAGCUAUGUUAUCUAGAGUUACACACAAAAACUUGGUGGAGUUUAUUGGUGCCUGCAAAGAACCGGUUAUGGUCAUUGUAACUGAACUUUUGUUGGGGGGUACUUUGCGUAAAUACUUGUUCAAUUUGCGGCCGAAAUGUUUGGAUAGACGAGUUGCUAUAGGGUUUGCACUGGAUAUUGCUCGUGCCAUGGAAUGCCUACAUGCUCAUGGGAUCAUACACCGGGAUUUAAAACCAGAGAAUUUACUAUUGACUGCAGAUCACAAAACAAUAAAACUUGCAGAUUUUGGUUUAGCGAGAGAAGAGACUUUAACAGAGAUGAUGACCGCUGAAACAGGAACUUAUCGAUGGAUGGCCCCCGAGUUGUACAGUACUGUUACUUUGAGGCAAGGCGAAAAGAAACAUUACAACCACAAAGUUGAUGCUUAUAGCUUUGCAAUUGUAUUGUGGGAGCUGAUGCACAACAAGCUGCCGUUUGAAGGCAUGUCAAACUUACAGGCAGCAUAUGCUGCUGCUUUCAAGAAUGUGAGGCCGAGUGCAGAUGACCUCCCUGAAGAUUUAGCACUGAUUCUAACAUCAUGCUGGAACGUGGACCCAAGUGCCCGACCCAACUUCACUCAAAUAAUCCAAAUGCUGCUCCAUUAUCUCUCUAUCAUUGCACCACUAGGCCCGGCAAUACCUCACCGGAUUAUAACCCGAGAGAAUUCAAUCCUACCACCCGAAUCGCCAGGCACGAGCUCUUUGAUGGCUAAAAAAGACAGCACUGGUGAAACACCGAGGACACCGAUGGAAGACAAGCCUCGAGGUUUUUUCUUUUGCUUUGACGAAUGUUAUUAGUAGCCUUAGACUGGUAGAAGAAGAAAGCAACUUUCUACUAAACCACCGAAAAAAGGGGGUUGUUCGGAAAGUAACAAUGUAGCAUAGUUUAGCAAACAAUGUAUUGUAAUUUGUAACUUCAAAUAGACAGACCAUUUUGAUGAAAUAGUACAUGUCUAAAAUUGCUUCCA